GCCAUGAAACCUGGUCUCAAUGCAAUCUUAGGACCCACCGGCUGUGGCAAAUCUUCGCUAUUGGAUAUCUUAGCGACAAGGAAAGAUCCUACAGGGCUGUCUGGAGAUAUUUUGAUAAAUGGCUACCGUUUGCCUUCACAUUUUAAAUGUAUUUCCGGAUACGUAGUACAGGAUGACAUUGUCAUGGGAACCUUAACUGUCCGAGAAAAUUUGGAGUUCUCUGCUGCCUUGCGGCUACCUUUGUCGACCUCGGUACAAGAAAAGCGGGAGAGAGUUGAUCAAGUUCUCAGGGAGUUGGAUCUGGCUAAAGUGGCAGACACCAAGGUCGGCACCUAUUUUACCCGUGGAGUUUCUGGCGGGGAAAGGAAAAGGACCAGCAUUGGCCUAGAGCUUAUUACACACCCGGUCGUAUUGUUCCUGGAUGAACCGACUACUGGAUUAGAUGCCAGCACGGCUAAUGCUGUCUUGUUGCUCUUAAAAAAGAUGUCAGGGCAAGGAAGAACAAUCAUUUUUUCCAUCCAUCAGCCCCGGUACUCUAUUUUCAAAUUGUUUGACACCAUGACAUUACUUGCUGCUGGAAGGCUUAUAUAUCAUGGACCUGCUGAUGAUGCUCUUAAUUAUUUCAGCGAUCUCGGCUAUGUGUGUGAACCAUAUAACAACCCUGCAGAUUUUUUCCUAGACAUCAUUAACGGAGAUUCAACUGCUGUUGAAAUGAGCAAAACUACCAUAGACACUAUAGAUAUUGAAGAGACUGUCAGAGAGCAGGAGACCAUUGCGGAAAGAUUAGCUGAAAAGUUUACUCAAUGCAGCUACUACAAAACAAUGAGAGAAGAGCUGGAUACACUGUCUGCGGAAUAUAAGAACAGGGGUGAAACGUAUAAAGAGAUUCCAUACUCCACUCCCUUUUUUCAUCAGUUGAAGUGGUUGUCGAAACGUACAUUUAAGAAUUUGAUAGGUAAUCCACAAAAUUCUACUGCCCAGCUGGUUAUUACCACUUUUCUGGGAUUAAUUGUUGGAGUUGUUUUUGCUGGAGUUAAAAAUGAUGCCACUGGCAUUCAAAAUAGAGUUGGUGCUUUGUUCUUUUUGGUUACUAAUCAGUGUUUGAAUAGUAUAACGACGGUUGAACUUUUUAUCAUUGAAAAAAGAAUAUUUAUACACGAAUAUAUAAGUGGCUAUUACAGAGUGUCUGCAUAUUUCUUCUCAAAAAUAAUAGCUGACAUGAUGCCCAUGAGAACCUUGCCUGGAAUCAUCCUUACCUGUCUAAACUAUUUCACAAUAGGUUUCAAACCGACUGCAGAGGCUUUCUUUAUCAUGAUGAUUACCAUUAUAUUAGUCGCCUACACAGCCAGUUCUAUGGCUCUGGCAAUAGCAACAGGACAAAAUGUGACAUCGGUGGCAAACCUCCUCAUAAACAUUUGCUUUGUUUUUAUGAUUGUUUUCUCCGGCUUGUUGGUAAAUCUGCCAACCAUUUCAUCUUGGUUGCUAUGGCUACAGUAUUUUAGCAUCCCUCGCUACGGCCUCAAUGCUUUGCAAAUCAAUGAAUUUACUGGGCUCAACUUUUGCGAGGACAGGACGGAUGCAGUCAACGUGUCAUGUCUCACUCCUAGUCCAUUUACAAUAUGCACCGGAGAAGAAUAUCUAAAGAUUCAAGGAAUCCUUGCAACUCCUUGGGGCUUCUGGAAGAAUUUCGUUGCACUUAUAUGCAUGACACUUAUUUUUCUUACCAUCGCAUAUCUGAAAUUGAGAUUUCUAAAGAAGUAUACUUAAAUGAAUGGGUUGAAUAUAUCUACUGCACUUUUAUAAUAAAGAUGUAAUAUUUGUAAAGUAUAGAAGUCAUUAAA
Molecule: messenger RNA, 1841 nt
Organism: Pogona vitticeps (central bearded dragon)
Lineage: Eukaryota; Metazoa; Chordata; Lepidosauria; Squamata; Agamidae
Source: RefSeq, a predicted model, not a curated record